This is a messenger RNA of Dinoponera quadriceps, 2074 nucleotides long. RefSeq names its product suppressor APC domain-containing protein 2. The transcript has 5 exons. The record is from RefSeq and is a predicted model, not a curated record. The coding region runs from base 382 to 1740 and encodes 452 amino acids. NCBI's taxonomy places the organism in Eukaryota, Metazoa, Arthropoda, Insecta, Hymenoptera, Formicidae.
GUGAAGCAUUCGCGUCCGUGCGUGAUUGCAUAUGGCCGCGUGAGAGGUGAGGUUAAUCCCCGAGGAAAACAAUUCGUGUGAGCGACGACGUGAACGGCGAGAAAUCGUACAAUAGAACGAUGCGUGCGUCGCGCUCGGAGAGUCCCAGGUGUCGCGGACAACCCCUCGUCGUCUAACGCGCGGAAGUAUGCCCGCCCGAGGAAGCUGAGGCUGAGAAACCGAUUUCGAGCGCGCGCACUGCAGAGAAUGCACCCAUCGGCCGGACGAUCCUGAUCACCGAGCGCGGUGAAUGAUGUACCUGCCGGACUGCGGGUAACGAAUGCUCCGCAUAGCGGACACCCCGUCGUCGUAGGGCCUGUAAACGUCGGCAGCUCCGUGAACAUGGCGCAAAUAGCAGGCUCGACGAUGGACGGGCUGCCGAAGCACUUCGUCAACGCGAUGCGCACCCUGUUCGACAUAAUGGACGACCAGAGCACCGGCUACGUCAAGUUCGCCGACAUCGAGGGUCGCUGGCAGGACGACGGCACGCAGGGCCUGCCGAAGGGUGUGCUGGACAGCCUGAAGAAGGUCACCCCGCCGAACGGUAUGCUCUCGUUCGAGAGAUUCUGCGCGGGUCUGAAGAUCUGUCUGCUGCAGAUCCAGGCGGAGGCCGACUCCAAGAAGCACGACGGCCAGCCUAACAGGCCGCCAUCCGCGCCGAUACUCAUCCCGGACGGUCAGGGCAAAGCGGCGUGGACCUCGCCGAAUACGGCCGCCAUAAGGCCGAACAAUGCCAUAUCUCAGCAACGCACUCUCAGCAUGCCGCAGUUGCUGGCCAACCGCAAGGACGCGAACGCACAGCAGCAGCUCGAGCUGAUGGACGGGAGGAACAUCGGCGAGCCAAAGAUCAACAAGGCGUACGGGCCGCCGAAGCCGCCGCGGACCGGCGCCACCUUGGAGGGUAGAACGCUCGGUGCGGAGCGGAACUUCGACAAGUCCGAGAUCAGGACGGCCCUGCAAAACUGGCAGAUGGGCCUGAUGAUGAGCGACGAGAAGGCGAUGGAGAAACGUCAGCUGCAGGCUGUUAACUACAGACCGGACGGCAGGACCCUGCUGAGACCGGCCAGAGCUCUGGGUGACGGUAAAGCGGUCGAUAUGCAGAGCAAUCAGCUCCAGCCCAAGAAACCGUCGAAUCGUCGCAGAGAACCCAGGCGGCAUACGUUGCAGAACGGUAUUGAUUACAAUAUGAUGAAAAGGAUGAAGCAGAUCGAGCAGGAGAAAGAUGUGCUGCUUCAAGGUCUAGCUGCCGUCGAUAAGGCUAGGGAAUGGUACUUGAAGCAGAUCUCCGCUACGCAAGAGAAGAUCAAACAUCUCGGACGAAUGGGCUCCCACGUGGAGCAAUGGACAGAAGCGCAGCAGGAGCGCUUGGAAUUACAACGCGCGCGAGUCCUGGAAGUAAACCGACAUCUGGCCGCCCUGAUAAGCAGCUGGGAACGCGGGGGACUUCCUCUUCACAUGAAUCUCGCUUUCCUGAGCACCCCGACCUCGGCUCAGCUGCAACAGGAUAUGCUGUCGAGGCUUAAGCAACAGAAUCAUAGAUUAACCGAGGAAGUUAGCAAAAAGAGCCAACGAAUAGCGCUGCUUGAGCAGGAGAAGGACAGUCUGGUUAGAGAAUUGUACAAUAGACAGCCCGGAUUGUCUCUGGUUCAGUCCCGACGAGCGACGAUGAUCCACGAACAACACGAUCAAACAUUCAUGUAAGAAUAUGAGUUACUCCAGACGGUUGUUACGUACACGAACGACAAUUAGAGAGUUAAGCCUUUUAAAUAGCGCGCGAAAGUAAAAAGAAAACGAGAGAAAGAGAGGAGUAAGAAAUUAAACACCAAGUAUUUGAUAUAUUUACGUUAAGAUAACGUCAAUGCUUCCUUAUCGAUUCGAUGUCUCACGUUCUAAGGCUGUAAAGUAUUUACUAAUAGUACGCAAUUACUAUUAUAGAUAAUCUAGUUGUAGUAGAUGAAGGAAAAUGCCUUAAGAUUCAUGUAAUCCGUCCGAAAGAACGAACUCGCCUUAAUAAAUUAUUAUUUUAAUUAAUGUA